AUGUCUUCUGAUAACCAGUGGUCAGCAAAUGAGGAUGAAGGCCAGUUAUCCCGACUCAUCAGGAAAUCUAGAGAUUAUCCUUUUAUCCCUGUCGGGAUAGCGGGCUUUGUGACUGUGGUUUCCUAUGGUCUUUACAAAUUAAAGCACAGAAGAUACCAGAAAAUGUCCAUUCAUCUUAUUCACAUGAGAGUUGCCGCCCAAGGAUUUGUUGUGGGAGCUGUGACUCUAGGUGUCCUUUAUUCUAUGUAUAAGGAUUACAUUAGACCUCAGUUCUUCGAUGUGUCAAAAAAAUGA
Messenger RNA from Sorex araneus (European shrew), 294 nucleotides. It is a transcript of the gene HIGD1C, whose product is annotated as HIG1 hypoxia inducible domain family member 1C. Gene Ontology annotation, cellular component: mitochondrion. Gene Ontology annotation, biological process: mitochondrial respirasome assembly. The transcript is spliced from 3 exons. The record is from RefSeq and is a predicted model, not a curated record. Lineage: Eukaryota; Metazoa; Chordata; Mammalia; Eulipotyphla; Soricidae. The coding region runs from base 1 to 294 and encodes 97 amino acids.